Messenger RNA from Poecile atricapillus (Black-capped chickadee), 1553 nucleotides. RefSeq lists its product as uncharacterized. Bases 229 to 1305 code for a protein of 358 amino acids. Gene Ontology annotation, molecular function: DNA binding. NCBI's taxonomy places the organism in Eukaryota, Metazoa, Chordata, Aves, Passeriformes, Paridae. Gene Ontology annotation, biological process: DNA integration; DNA recombination. The transcript is spliced from 2 exons. The record is from RefSeq and is a predicted model, not a curated record.
CUUAUCAGUAAAUCCAAUUACAUUCCAAACUCUGGCAGAAUACGUAAUAAACGCCUGGAUGUUUCACACAUUCCAGCUCUCGGGCCGCGCCCGGCUCUUCAUCUUCCUCUGGAUGUCUGGGGCUGUUCCGAGGCGGGCUCUGCGAGUUGCCCUCCGGCCAUAAAAAGGGUCCCCAGUGCUCAUCUCGGGGAGUUUCAGCUCGGUGCUGCGGCUGCUCGUCCUCCUGCCAUGGCCUGCACUGCCAGCGCUCCGGCCGCGCCUGCCCACGGUCACUUCUGGGAGAUGCUGUCGCUGCUGGCCCGGGAGCCGGGUAUGGAGUGGCUGGAGCUGAGCCUUGCUGGGCAGGCUGUCACCUCCCCUCCUCGCAGCCGGGAAGCACCGAGGAGCGGAAGAGAGAUGACUUAUCAUCAGCAGCAUUCCUUGGGACCUUGGCCUCUGAAGACUUUGUCGUUGCUGGAGCGCUCAGGAGACAGUAGGCUUUGGCAAGCCUACCUCGAAGGACUGAAGAAAUUCCUUGUCUUUAGGGAAAUCAUGGGAAUGCCUGCAGUCUGGCCAAUUCCAGUGGAGCAAAUUAGAGGGUUUUUGGCUGUGGAAUCUAAUUUUUCCGCCUCAAAGACACUCAUAUACAUGGCAGCACUUUCUUAUUUAUCAAAAUUGACUUGUAGCUCUGAUCCUCUGCAAGAUCCUAUAACCUGUUGCAUGGUGACAGGGUUGAAACGUCGAGUGGGUGUCCUGAGGGAUAUAUACUUGCCUGUAACAAUUGAGAUAUUGCGAUCUCUCUUAGGAGCUCUGGAGUCUGUGUGCAUAACUCAUUACGAAUGCUUACUGUUUCGUGCAUUAUUUACUGUAGCUUUUUUUGGGGCACUUCGAAUAGGAGAGAUGGUGGCAAAGCACCGUAAUGUACUGCAGCCGGAGCUGCUGUGUCUGAGUGAUAUCCAGCUGAUGGCGAGGAAAGUACUGCUUUUUCUGCCUUACUCUCCUGUGGAUCAGGAGAGGCACGUCAUCAGCCUAGCGCUGUCCGGAGAGCCAUGGGUGUGCCCUGUCCUGGCCCUCCGGAGCUAUUUGACAGCUCGCUCACAGCAGGAAGGGCCAUUGUUCGUGCACUCGGACUUGAGGUCUGUAACGAAGAGGGAGUUCCUGGCGGUUCUCCGGUGUGCCCUGAGCCUGCUGGGGCUGUGUCCGGAGCAGUUCGGCGUGCAUUCCUUCUGGAUGGGGACUGCCGUCACCGCUGCGCGCUGCGGCUAUCCUGGGGAAGAUGUCACUCGCCUGGCAAGAUGGCCCUGUAUGAUCCCAGGAAGAUUCUAACCACGGGCACCAGCAGGAAAAUAGAAGCUAGCCAAUCAUCUUCUUUAUGUAGAGUCAACUUUAGCUGUAUAGUUUAGAAGCUAAUCAAUCAUCCUCUUUAUGUAGAGUCAACUUUAGCCUUUGACAAGAAUUUAGUAUUAACACUUGAAAUUAAUUUUCUACCUCACAGUGGGGUGAUCCUAAGUUCACUCAGAACUUGUUUGUUCUGUCUGUAUUUAAAGGUAGGGGGAAUGUUUAACCUUUGUGCA